AUGGCUAUCAAUAAAACAAAGAUUGCCUUAAUUAAAAUAUCAGUUCUGCUUUUUUUAGUUUCCACCCUUCAAAUUUUGCAAGCAACUGGUACGUUUGAUGUUACAAAAUAUGGAGCCAAAGCUAAUGGGGAAGAAGAUAUAAGCAAGGCUUUAUUAUGUGCCUGGGAAGCUGCAUGUAAUUCUGUGGGUGUAAGCACAGUUUUGAUCCCAAAAGGCAAAUAUGCAUUACGGCAGGUGGAUAUCUCCGGUCCUUGUAAGGGCUCAAUGGUGCUUCGUGUCGAAGGAACAGUAGAGGCGCCGGUCGAUCCUAAUGAACUCAAUGGAGAUUUUUGGAUUGCUUUUAGUCACAUUGAUCAUUUUACGGUCACCGGCGGUGGCACUUUUGACGGACAAGGAGAAAUGACAUGGAAGAAGUAUAAUUGUAUGGAGAAAAAAGGUUGCAAGGCCCUUCCUAUUAGUUUGAGGUUCAAUUUCAUCGAUAAUGCUAUAGUGGAAGACAUAACUUCUUUGGAUAGCAAGAAUUUUCACGUCAAUGUCAUGGGUUGUAAAAACAUUACCUUCCAACGAUUUUCAGUCGUUGCACCGGGGCAUAGUCUAAAUACAGACGGAAUUCAUAUCGGACGUUGUAACGGAGUCAAGAUUCUUGACAGCAACAUAGGUACCGGUGACGAUUGUAUCUCCAUCGGCGAUGCUAGCCAACAAAUAACAGUGAAAGGAGUGACAUGUGGACCUGGACAUGGCAUCAGCAUCGGAAGUCUAGGAAAAUAUCCAAAUGAAGGACCUGUGUCGGCUGUUUUUAUUUCAAACUGCACCCUUUCUAAUACUGAUAAUGGUCUUAGGAUCAAAUCUUGGCCAGCUUUGCAUAAUGGUUUGGCUUCUAAUUUGCGGUUUGAAGAUAUUAUCAUGAGUAAUGUCUCCAAUCCUAUUCUCAUUGAUCAAAUGUACUGCCCAUGGAACCGGUGCGAUAAAAAUGGUCAAUCAAAGGUUAAGAUCAGUGACGUGAGCUUUAAAAAUAUAAGAGGAACUUCUACAACACCUGUUGCAGUUCAAUUAAUUUGUAGUAAAGGCAUUCCUUGUGAAAAUGUGAAACUUGGUAACAUUGAUCUUCAAUUGCUCGGCGGUGGUACCACAAAAUCUCAAUGUUCAAAUGUCAAGCCUAUAAUUACCGGAGCAGUUCCUGCUGGUUGUUAA
Messenger RNA from Mercurialis annua (annual mercury), 1191 nucleotides. Its product is annotated as polygalacturonase-like. Gene Ontology annotation, biological process: carbohydrate metabolic process. Gene Ontology annotation, molecular function: polygalacturonase activity. The transcript has 3 exons. Lineage: Eukaryota; Viridiplantae; Streptophyta; Magnoliopsida; Malpighiales; Euphorbiaceae. Bases 1 to 1191 code for a protein of 396 amino acids. The record is from RefSeq and is a predicted model, not a curated record.